Molecule: messenger RNA, 384 nt
Organism: Lottia gigantea (owl limpet)
Lineage: Eukaryota; Metazoa; Mollusca; Gastropoda; Lottiidae
Exons: 1
Source: RefSeq, a predicted model, not a curated record
UUUUACUUCAAUUACAACACGCUUUUACUUCAAUUACAACACGCUUUUACUUCAAUUACAACACGCUUUUACUUCAAUUACAACACGCUUUUACUUCAAUUACAACACGCUUUUACUUCAAUUACAUCACGCUUUUACUUCAAUUACAACACGCUUUUACUUCAAUUACAACACGCUUUUACUUCAAUUACAACACGCUUUUACUUUAAUUACAACACACUUUUACUUCAAUUACAACACGCUUUUACUUCAAUUACAACACGCUUUUACUUCAAUUACAACACGCUUUUACUUCAAUUACAACACGCUUUUACUUUAAUUACAUCACGCUUUUACUUCAAUUACAACACGCUUUUACUUCAAUUACAACACGCUUUUACUUAA